AUGGCCGCCCGCUCCCUCCUCCUCUACGCGCUGCUCCUGGCCCUCGCCACCGCCGCGCCGUCCCACGGCCUCACUCAAGCGGAUGUUGCGAAACGAUUGAAGGAGGAGCUGUCACAGAGGAACCGUGGGCAUGAGAUGCUCGAAUCAUGGAACGGGGACCCGUGUUCUCCACCUACUUGGGAAGGGUUCUCUUGCGAACCCAAGGAUGGUGCCCAGGUCGUCGUCAAGCUGAACUUUUCUUCGAAGAACUUGCAAGGGCCAAUUCCUGCAGCGAUUGGUAACUUGACGGAGCUAAAUGACAUUUAUCUUCAGUAUAAUAACUUCACUGGAUUUAUUCCGGCAUCAUUUUCUGCUCUCAGACACCUGCGAAAGCUGUCGGUGAUUUGCAACCCCUUGUUGAACAAUAAGCAGCCUGAUGGAUUUUCUAGUGGCGUAAAUUUCAGCCAUGGAGGAUGUGCUACCCAAGAGUACUAUAGCUCACCUGCUGAAGAGUACCAAAGCCCACCUGCAGUUGCCAGUCAGAAAGUAUUUGUUAUUGGUGGUGUCGCUGGAGGAUCUUUGGCAUGUACUGUUGCACUCGGAUCGUUCUUUGUUUGUUUUAACAAACGUGAACGGCGUUCUCCAAAAAAGGACUGCUCUUCUACAACAAAUCCUGUUUUUCAAGAAUGCAGCAUUGAUAACACUACAAACCCUGCAAUACAACAGUUGUCCCUCAAAUCAAUCCAGACUGCAACAGGCAACUUCAAAACUUUGAUAGGAGAGGGUGGGUUUGGAUCAGUUUAUCGAGGUGCAUUAGCAAAUGGGCAAGAAGUUGCAGUAAAAGUCCGCUCAACUUCAUCGACACAGGGAACACGUGAGUUUAACAAUGAGUUAAGACUUCUUUCUGCUGUGUGGCAUGAGAAUUUAGUCCCACUUAUCAGCUAUUGCUGUGAAAAAGAUCAACAGAUAUUGGUCUAUCCGUUCAUGUCCAAUGGCUCACUACAAGAUCGCCUCUACGGUGAGGCAUCAAAAAGAAAAGUUCUUGAUUGGCCCACGAGACUGUCUGUUUGCAUUGGUGCUGCUAGAGGGCUAGUAUAUCUGCACAAUUUUGCUGGGCGUUGUAUCAUACACAGAGAUAUUAAAUCAAGCAACAUACUUCUGGAUCACAGCAUGUGUGGCAAGGUUGCUGACUUUGGGUUUUCCAAGUAUGCACCACAGGAAGGUGACAGCAAUCCAUCAAUGGAAGUGAGGGGAACUGCUGGAUAUUUGGACCCAGAAUACUAUUCCACUCAGGUGUUAUCAACCAGAAGCGAUGUCUUCAGUUUUGGAGUAGUCCUGUUAGAAAUUGUUACGGGAAGAGAACCUCUUGAUGUCAAAAGGCCUCGUGCUGAAUGGAGCUUAGUUGAGUGGGCAAAACCUUACAUCAGGGAGUACAAGAUCGAAGAGAUGGUGGACCCUGGCAUAAAAGGGCAAUAUUGCUCAGAGGCCAUGUGGAGAGUGCUCGAGGUUGCAUCUGUAUGUACCGAGCCCUUCUCAACCUUCAGGCCAACCAUGGAGGAUGUCCUCAGGGAGCUGGAGGACGCUCUGAUCAUUGAGAACAAUGCUUCUGAGUACAUGAGGUCCAUCGAAAGCACUGGGACUCUGGGUUCCAACCGCUAUCUGUCCAUUGACAGGAAGAUGUUUGCAUCAGGGUCGGCGCGAAUCGACUCAACUAAGGGACAUUUACAAACAAUGCCCUCGCUUCCACGGUAA
Molecule: messenger RNA, 1731 nt
Organism: Miscanthus lutarioriparius
Lineage: Eukaryota; Viridiplantae; Streptophyta; Magnoliopsida; Poales; Poaceae
Source: the annotation of a GenBank genome assembly